CCUCUUAAAAUAAACAACAACAACAACAAUACCUACAACAGGCAAACGGUGGAACUGUCAACAAAUGAGCUCCUAUUUUGUGAACUCAUUCUGCGGUCGCUAUCCCAAUGGCGCGGACUUCCAGUUACAUAAUUAUGGAGACCAUAGUACGGGAAACGAGCAAUACAGAGACUCAACAGCCAUGCAUUCCAGCAGGUACGGCUAUGGCUACAACGGGAUGGACUUAACAGUCGGGAGGACCGGCACCGGACACUUUGUGGGCAGCGAGCGGACACCGGGCUACUCCCCGAGUCACUCAGCGGCGACGACACCCUCGGUGGAGCCUGUCAGGUACAACCAGUCCGCCAGCAACACCGGGAACUCGUCUCUAUCGCCUCCACCUGACCCUCUACCGUGUUCCUCUGUCGCAAGCUCGUCCCCGGUGCCCGAGACGCAAUCUCAACACAGAGCCGUGAAGAACUCCAUAACGACCCCGUGCUCAACCCCGUGCUCGAGCUCGAACGGAGGCACGCUGCUGCUCAGUCGGGACUGUGUGUCCAAAGCUUCCCCCCUCGAGGAAGAGAAGCCUGCGGGAAGCGCACCGACAACUCCACAAAAUGUCACCGACUCAGCACAGCCUCAGAUAUAUCCAUGGAUGAGGAAACUCCACAUAAGUCAUGAUUUGUCUGGACCGGAGGGGAAGAGAGCCAGAACUGCAUACACUCGGUACCAGACCCUGGAGCUGGAGAAGGAAUUCCACUUCAACCGGUACCUGACCCGCAGGCGGAGGAUCGAGAUCGCCCAUGCCCUCUGCCUCUCCGAGAGACAGAUCAAAAUCUGGUUUCAGAACCGCAGGAUGAAGUGGAAGAAGGACAACAAGCUGAAAAGCAUGAGCAUGGCUGCUGCAGGCGGAGGAGCCUACAGGCCUUGAUAUCCAACUGAUAGCGAGCACUACAAAAAUAAAGAUUGUCAUAUCAACUUCUCCUCCUAUUCCAAAUGAUAAAAAAAAGAAAGAGAAAGAAAAAAAAAAGAAAAGCGCAGAGACUCGUUAACGGGCUGUGAGCGGGACAGAGGAGCCCACCUGUCAGCCUUCUGUUUGUCCGACAACAGCCCCAUUAUAUUCCUUAAUAUUAUUUCCUUUUGAUUUCCACCGUGGUAAUGCUUAUGUGCGUAAAAAAAAGAGCAUUCUGUACAGUUCUGUCUAGAUUUAGAGGAAAAAGAAACACAUGGAAAUAAAUGUUUGUUUAAAUUAUUUCUUGUUCAGACGAAAAUAAUAAUAAUAAUAAUAAUAAUUAAAAAAAAAGACGUCAAAGCUUGAAAUGCUACCUGCCUACCUACCGCAAAUAAAUCCAGUAAAAUCUGUGUGAUGGACUCACAGCUUAAUAAAUAGAGGGUUGAGGAUGAUUUGUGUUUAGCCUUCGUUUUCUAUAUGUAUGUACUGUAUAUGUAUGUAUUUAUUUGUUUGAUGUAUUGUACCAACUUGUCAGAUAACUUGCUUCCAAAAGUAGAGCCAGCAGAGUGCGUAUACGCUUUGUGUGGUUAUUGUAUGCGUUGUGAACACAUGUAUGGACAGAGGUGCCGACUUCACCGUUGUAUGUACAGUAGCUGUGC
This is a messenger RNA of Stegastes partitus (bicolor damselfish), 1590 nucleotides long. RefSeq names its product homeobox A5a (gene hoxa5a). Gene Ontology annotation, molecular function: RNA polymerase II cis-regulatory region sequence-specific DNA binding; DNA-binding transcription factor activity, RNA polymerase II-specific. The transcript is spliced from 2 exons. The record is from RefSeq and is a predicted model, not a curated record. Gene Ontology annotation, cellular component: nucleus. Gene Ontology annotation, biological process: anterior/posterior pattern specification; regulation of transcription by RNA polymerase II. Bases 65 to 910 code for a protein of 281 amino acids. Lineage: Eukaryota; Metazoa; Chordata; Actinopteri; Pomacentridae.